Molecule: messenger RNA, 1298 nt
Organism: Ananas comosus (pineapple)
Lineage: Eukaryota; Viridiplantae; Streptophyta; Magnoliopsida; Poales; Bromeliaceae
Product: upstream activation factor subunit spp27-like
Exons: 6
Coding region: 154-852 (232 amino acids)
Cellular component (GO): nucleus
Source: RefSeq, a predicted model, not a curated record
GCCGCCGCCAGCGCCGCACGCGGCUCGGCGGCGGCGUUGCCCUCGUCGUCGCCCUACGCGCACCUCCCCCACCACCAUGACCUCUCCUUCCGAUACUCGUCGCCGGCGCCAGUCGCGACGCCCCCGCCACAGCAGCAGCAGCAGCAGCAGCAGAUGCAGCAGCACCAGCAGGCCACCCCCGCUACGGCGGCGCCGGCGCCGGCGGUCACCUCCCCGAGGCCCACGGCGCCUGCGCCUAAAGAAAGUGCACCUACCGGAGUUAAACGAAGAGGUGGACCUGGGGGCUUAAGUAAAGUUUGUGGCGUCUCACCUGAAUUGCAGGCUAUUGUUGGUGAGCCAACCAUGGCUAGGACUGAGAUUGUGAAGCAGUUAUGGGCAUAUAUUCGCAAAAAUAACUUGCAAGAUCCGAGCAAUAAGAGGAAGAUCAUCUGCAACGAUGAAUUGCGCCUUGUGUUUGAGACUGAUUGCACUGACAUGUUCAAGAUGAACAAGUUGCUAGCAAAGCAUAUAAUACCUCUUGAGUCUACAAAAGAUUCAGGUUCAGAUUCUAAAAAGUUAAAGACUGCUCCAGCCACGGAACUUGUUUCUUCUGCUGAAGCUAAUGCCGAUCAAUAUCCUGUUGCUAUUUCUGAUGCUCUGGCGAAGUUUUUUGGUACUGGAGAAAGGGCAAUGCUUCAGUCCGAUGCUUUGAGGCGUGUUUGGGACUAUAUUAAGAGCAACCGACUGGAGGAUCCCAUGAAUUCGACGGUGAUUCUGUGUGACGCUAAACUUCAACAGCUCUUUGGAUGUGAAAGCAUUUCUGCAUUGGGUGUUUCAGAGAUGUUAUCGCGCCAUCUCUUUAAGCCAUCCUAACCACGCAGGUGAAUGUUUUCACUGGCAUCUAGUUGGUCUAACACUAUAGCAGAUACCGAUGAAACAAAAAAAAACCAUUUUGCUCAGAUGUGUUUAAAUUGCUUGUAUCUUAAUUAUGCUCGACAAAGCUCGUUUACUUCACUGUAGUUUGAUCUUUAAUAGUGAUGAUAGUUGUUGUCAUAGUCUUUCAUCAAGUGAUAUAGUUUUUAAUCUUAGUCAUAUUGGAAAAUUUGCAUCUAUUUUCUGUGUGAUUUGAAAGCAAAGCUAAAUGCGGAAAAGGCAAAAGAAAAAAUGUUACCAAACUCGCCGACUGGGUAACUAUUUUCAAGUUUAUAUGAUGCAAUUGUUCAAUGUGAGAUAACAGGGUUAAAAAGCAUUUAAGCUUUUGUACUGCAGCAAUACAAUGUUCUGCUAACCUAUAAUACAGUUUCGAAAAUGUUGCGACC